AUGGACAAUAUCACCGAGAAGAUAGCGAGGGUCACUGACCUGAGCACAUACACUGACAUCACACCGGAAUAUCUCAAGAAGGUGUUUGAUGACAUCGGCGGCAGCCCUGAGAAACUCCGCACCAUCUUGAAUUUGUGGUUCACCCCUGGCUUCAAGCCAAGCUUCAUCGAACCACAGACCGAUGCUUUCAGUGGGCUUCAUGACAUUGGCUUCAUCGGUUCACCAGACGUGGACCAAACACCGCGACCGCUACGUUUGAUAGACCUGGAAACCGGAAACAUUGUCGAUGUGUGGAAUACUAGCCCUUUGGACGCUUAUUGCAUGUUGUCGCACCGAUGGAAAGGCGACGAGAUCACCUUGGCUCACAUCAAACGAGCAAGAAUGAUGCACCUUGAGCGCACAAAAAACGGAUCUCGCGAUAUUCCAGACAGUGACAUCAGCAUUGUCCUCGAACAAUGCAAGCUUGAUGUUCUGGAACAAGAAAACAUAAUCUUGUCUCUACUUGGCGACCGUUCAGAAGGCAAGACUGUCGGUGACUUACUAGCUAUGAGCAUUAAUGCUGGAGGUGCCGCGAAAGAGCUCAAUGACGCAAGGAAGGACCGAGACCGAAAGAAGUCGAACGUCGAGCGAUCUAGAAUGGAAAAGAACAUGUUUGAUCAUCUCGCCGAGCGUAUACAACAGAACAUCGGCGGCAAUAAGACAGCCGUCGCUGAUCCGAGCCUUGCCGCAAUCUCUGAUGAAGCGGAAAGCGAGAUUGCUGAUUCUGGUGUUCCUGCGUCUUCGGUUGUCGAUGAAGCGGAAGAAGAGUACGCAAAGGCCCAGCAAGCCUUCGAAGAAAAAUGGGAGAGAAACAACAAGGCAAACGAUGAAGCCAUGUUCUUGCGCGACAAUCGUCCACUUAGUGAUUCUCUUAACGAGCUGGUACGCCUCCUCCAGCGUUGGAAAUCAGCCAUGAAACUGGAUAGCUCGAUGAAAGAGGCUCGUGAGAUCUUCAGGACAAAGCUAUACCCUAAGCGAGGGGCCUCCUACAUCUGGUCUGAUACCUGUUGUAUUGACAAGCUGAAUUACGGAGAACUGUCCCAAUCACUCUCGCUCAUGGGAGAUUGGUACGCCAAUGCUGAGUUCUGCCUCGUGCAUCUUGAUACAGACUUACGAGUUGAGGAUGCGAUUCGAAACUGGAACCUUUUCAAAGGGGAAAUGGGUGAAGUGGACAAGGCGGGCAAGUCUCAGCAAGCUAUUGCCAGCUUCAGCGCUAUUGGAGUUGAUGGACUUGAGUGGGCGACCCGGGCAUGGACACUCCAAGAGCUGGUCAUGAGUAAGAUGGCCUUCUUCACCAAUGCUGAGGGAAAGUUAUUGAGUCGACCAGUGGAAAGUCUCGGAUACGUCUAUCCACUAAUCCCUUUCAUCGACAUCUAUAUCGCUGGCAGCAUAGCGGACAUGUUCUCUAAGGACGUGACAAAAGAGACCACAACAAACACAUUAAGGGCCAUCGUGGAUUCUGAGGCUCUCGAGUCACUCCUGGACAAGAAUGAUGUUGUGGUUGAUAAAGAUAGUGAAGAUGAGAGUGCUUCAGAGAGAGUCAAGGACGGUUUGCGUCUUAUAUCCAUUCUCCAUGCUCUGGGCUUCGUAUUUCCCACGGAGAUGACAACUGAGACAGCUAUACCUGAGAUGACUCGUUCUGUGUAUCUCUCAGCCUGGAAUCUUGUCAAGGGUGGGCACGACGGGUCGAAUGCUCGUGGGAGAGAUGUUUUGCGCGAGUUGAAGAGCCAGAUCACCUUCGAGCUUCAAACAGGAAACGUGACAGAUGAGGAUGAGGUGAAAGACAAGGCUAAGAACGAGGACAAGGCUGAGGCCGAAGCGCAAUACGUCAUCAAUUUUCUGUUGUUUUCUCUUGUUGAGGCAACAAAGGGUCUAGUUGUCUCAGACCGGAACCUGAUUGCAGAGUUCGGACGAGUGCAUCAACUGGAGUCCUGGAAGCAAGGAAUCACUCGCACCGGAUUCUCGGCUCAGCAAGUUCUGCAGCUUUCUUGCCAACGGGAAGCCACCGUACCCGUUGAUCACGUUUAUUCUCUCAUGGGAAUUCUUGGUGUGCGUUUUCAGUCGUUCCACGCUGAGGGCUAUGCCAAAGCCUUAUCACGACUUCUAGAUGAGGUCGUCAUCAACCAUAACGAUGUCUCCGUCUUUAACUGGUCGGGAGUGGGUAUGGGAAGUCCCGUUCGGGGUCGUUCCAUGUACCCUGCUUUCCACGAGGCAUAUGUGAAUGAGAAAGACCACGGUCGACGAUACAACAUGAUGAUCUCGACAGAUGUGCAGAGGAAGCGCAAAGAGGUAAUGCUGGCCUACAAUGGUGUCAUUACUUUGCUUCGAGACACUAUCGAUUGCAUCAAAUCCAAGGGCCGCGAAGGUCUUCCGUUGGAAUGGGUGCAGCAGAUAUGCGCAUUCCUUCGAGAGUCGAGUUUUGAAGUCCUUCGUCCGGAAUUAGACAGCAUUUCCAAGAUUAUUCGGUAUAUCCAGUUGUGCGGUUCCAGAUCCUCUCCAACACAGACAGCACCCGAAACGAAAAAGUCCUUGGAGGGUAGCCCUUCAUCGGGUCCUGGUGAAAAUGUUGGAUUUGGGCGGAGCUUUAGCAAGUCAUCACUACCUACAAUGAAGCUUCAGCCUAACCUCAAAACCCCAAAACUUCCCAGCUUUGGCUUUAGUGGGAUCAGCAAACCGUCCUUUUCGAGACAUCAUUCGGAACCGGUAGAGAGUGACUCUAGUCCAGUGUUGGUCUCACAAGAUCCGAAAAAGCUUGCAACACCUCAAGUACCUGAAUGGCUGUCGCUGGAUGAUCAAGUGAAGACAUACUUGGGAAGCUUGUCGUCUCCUGGUGCAGGUGGCAAAGCACAAUGCGAAUUGCCCAUCAAAAUCCAACAGCUUGAUCCCAAGACAUCUGAGCCACAGGCUGCAACGAAAAGUCAGGAUUCAAGAACAGGCGACCUUGAUGGUACCGAGGAUCUGACAUGUCCCAAUCCUAUUAUCAUUAAUAGUUCUGGAAUUGAAGGUAUCUUUGACAUACAACGCAUCGUUGUUACUAUGAUCGACAGGGAGAAGCUCUCUAGACAGGUGGCACGAGCAACUAGCCCGAAACAAAAAAUCUCAGGAUGGUGCAUCAUUAGCACAGGCUUUGCCAGCGUGGUUGUCAACUUUGCCUGCGACCAACACCUUCUCAAGAAACAGCUCGAUAUCGAACAAGCAGUUCAAGACAUGGUCAUCAAAGAAGACCGAGCUAGCAAACUCCAUGGCAACCUUGAGAUCAAAGGAUCUGCAAAGCCGAAAGAGCAGGAUAGUUCUUCGUCUAAAGUUGAUCGACCUAGCGACACUUCAAAUGAGACCGACAAGAACAAUGCCACCAGUUGGAAGCCUACAGAGGAGGAGAAAACCAUCGUACGUAUCCUAGAUUUCAUCCAGGAGCCCCAACUUCAUCUUGUUGCCGGUGAAUGGGUUCUGGCUCGUUUCUCUGGGGCGCGAGGAGCAAAGUGGUUUUUGUGCUACCUCGAGCUCGGCUCCACUCAUUCCUUCUAUGGUCAUCGCAUCGCAGCGAGCGAUAUUGAUUUCGACAACUCGGCGAUUGAGCCCGGGCUCAUGAAUGCCUGGAAAACCUACAUGAAUCGAAAAAAGAGAAAGAUGUGCAAUGUCUUGAACAAGUACAUCAGCAGUUCAGCCAGUGCGACCAAAGGUCAAGAAAGACUAAAUAAGAGUUCAAAGAUUGCGAAUGAGAACUAUGCAAGGCUUUGGGAUGCAGGGAAUCAAGGUCUUGACAGGGUGAUGAGUAUGGGAUCUUCCACAUCGACCUCCUUGCCAACGCAGCCAUUUGACGAGGGAGGCAAUAAGAAUACCAAGAUCGAGGAGGAUGCGGACUCGGAAGACGAUGAAGUUCCUGGAGCGGGGCUUUUUGAGGAUUUAAUCGAUCAGGGUAAAGAAGCAGCAACUGCUUUGGGCGAGUACACUGUUCUCGCUGUAUAUGAGAGGAUAUGUGAGAUGCAGGCUAAACAUCUGGACAAGCACCUGUCAACGUCGGUGUUGAAGAGGACACCCAAGAGUCUUCAGACUGCGGUUGAGAGUGUAGAUGAGAACAAGGGUUUCCUACCAGCUAUGUAUCACUCUUCCAGACGGGUGCAUAUGUUUUGA
Messenger RNA from Fusarium poae, 4170 nucleotides. RefSeq lists its product as uncharacterized. The transcript has a single exon. The record is from RefSeq and is a predicted model, not a curated record. Bases 1 to 4170 code for a protein of 1389 amino acids. NCBI's taxonomy places the organism in Eukaryota, Fungi, Ascomycota, Sordariomycetes, Hypocreales, Nectriaceae.